AUCAGACUUUAAAACAGAUGCUGAAGCGGUUUGUUAACCAAGAACAGAAACAUUGGGCUAAACUCCUCCCCUACCUAAUGUUUGCAGUAAGAGAGGUGCCUCAGAGCUCAACCGGGUUUUCUCCCUUUGAGCUCCUGUAUGGGAGGCAACCACGGGGCAUUCUUGAUCUUGUAAAAGAAGGGUGGGAGGAGCAAACAAAAACUUCCAAAAACAUAGUCAAGUAUGUAAUCAUGUUAAGAGACCGCCUGGAAUUGGUUGGUCGUUUGGCACAAGAGAACUUAAAACUAGCUCAGCAUCGCCAAGAGCAGCAGUACCACAAACAAGCAAGAAUUCUGACCUUUCGGCCAGGUGAUAAAGUACUGUUGCUACUUCCCACAUCGGAAUCAAAGUUGUAUGCUAAGUGGCAGGGGCCAUAUGAGGUGAUACGGGGAAUUGGUAGUGUGAAUUAUGAAAUUAGACAACCCGAUCGCCGGAACAAGAAUGAAAUUUAUCACAUUCAUUUGCUAAAACCCUGGAAUGAAAGAGAGGCCCUAUUUGUAGCAGGUGACAGUGUAGAAGAGGAUUUUGGUCCCACUGUCAAUCCACCAGCACCAACUCAUAUUCCGAUGGGGGAACAGUUACUUCCGGAUCAGAAACAUGAGCUCCACCAGGUGGUGGAAAGGUUUAGUGCUGUUUUUUCUGACUUGCCCGGCAGAACUAAUGUUAUUUCUCAUGCUAUUAUUACUCCACCAGGUGUCAAGGUCCGAGAGAGACCGUACCGGAUCCCGGAGAGUCACAGGGGUCCUGUCCACAAGGAGGUGGAGGAUAUGCUCAAGCUUGGAGUCAUUGAACCUUCCCGCAGCGAGCGGUGCAGUCCGAUUGUGAUGGUGGGAAAGAAGGAUGGCUCCACUCAGUUCUGUGUGGACUUUCGAAAGGUUAAUGGCAUCUCCAAGUUCGAUGCAUAUCCAAUGCCCCGGGUGGAUGAGCUCCUUGACCGACUGGGUGGUUACACCCGAUGAAGGACAAUAACGCUCGGAUAAAUCGGUGGUAUCUGGCGCUGCAACCCUUCCACUAUACUGUGAAACAUCGUGCGGGUAAGGAGCAUCAAAAUGCUGAUUUUUUUUCAAGGGAGGGGGGACCAUUGGGGAAUGUAGAGUUGGCCGAGUGUUCCUUCGGCAUCACUCUGAGGGGUGAGAUAUGUGAUAGAGAGAGAAAGGAUCGAUGCUGUAAAUCUCCCUCCCGAUUAGAAAGGGCGCUGUGUAAGGGGGAAGGUAAGCUGCCUCCUAGAUCUGCCACCUCGGUGGUAGGUGGAAACCGGAAGGUGACCAUAUUAGGAGGGGCGCGUAGCUGCAAGUACUCAGGACGAUUCCAUUGCAGUCAGCUGCGGGGCAGCCCUCUGUUGGAGAAACCAUGGCGACGCGUUGACUGCAGGGAGGAGUUUGCUGGGUACAAAGGGGAAGCAGCUACGUCAGUUCCUCCUCUUGUGCUGAGAAACUGAGCCACCAGCCGGAGCGUUGUGUUUUUUGGAUUACGUGUUGUUUGUUGUGUGUUUUCAGAGGCGGAGUAGGAGCGCGGGACUGCAGCCACGGAGCUAGUUCCAGACCACAGAGCACUACCUUCCCUUCACCAACAUCAGCACACCCCGUGUGGAUUACAAAGCACUUUCAUGCACAGGACACUCGGGAUUUCAUUGUGGACACUUUCUGUUUGUUUUUGUAUUUUUGUUUGUCAGCCAGCUGUGUUCCCCCCAAUACCCUCGCAGGUAAAGGGGGAGAAAUACUGUUUCAGGACUGUUGUUUAUUCACACACCACUCGCAUCCGUCACACACUCAGAAAACCAGCGCUUCAAUAACAUCUUUCGUUGCCAAAGGAAAAACGGAGAUCAAGAAAGUUACAUAUGCAGAGACCUUUUUUUAGAAAUUCAGAUUCAUUGAUAACAUGCAGGGCCGGAUUAACCUAUACACAAAUGGCGCUAUAGGGUAGGGCCCCCAGCAGAAUUGGGGCCAACGCAAGGUCACCGUUUGUUUGGGACAUUUUACAAAAACUGCAUGCUGGUGGACGGGCCCACACACACAGGAUGAGAGGUGGACAAAAGCUUGCUUUUGGUUAAUUUUGUUAUUUAAUGACAGCUAGGCAUUUCUUUAUCGAUUACAGCAUACCUGGUCCCUGAGUCUCUCACACAAGCAGCUUCCUGCUAAUGUACAAUACCAGAUGCCCCAUGCCCUCUACCUCCUGGGAGAGAUCCGUCCCUAGUCAUACGUCAGAGGCAUCAGUCUGCAGGAUAAAAUGUAUGAAUCAGGCUCAAUUUACGUAUUUAUUUAUUUCAGUUUUAGGGCCAAUUUAAAAACCUGUCCUGUCUCAAAUGUUCACAGUAUGCCUCUUCAAAUUUUGGCUGGAAUUUUAGAAAGGCAGAUAAAGGUAAAUGUGUACAAUGUGGGAGGCUGAAGGAAAUUCAAAUGUGGAUGUCUGCAGGUGGCAAGAACGGUUUAAGUCCAUUGUUUCUGUCGCUACAAAAGAAAACCCAAAAAGAAGUAAAGGACAGAAAAGUGAUUCACUUUUUUUGUUAAACUACAUUGUUUUGUUCUACUGAAUGCAAUGCUACUACUGGUCCGUAGAAGGAAUCUACGAACAGGUUUGGGAAAAAAAACAAAAAAAACAUUGUUUUUGUUUUGCUAUAUAUAUAUAUAUAUAAUUCUGCUGCUUUUGUAUAUAUUAGUUGCUGGACUUUCUGUUAAACUAACAAAACCACUGACACAUUAACCCCAGUGGAUGUUAUAUUAUGCACCUACUAACGCUUUUGUACUUUACUGCCUGGGACUGAAGCUUUUUUUAUGUCUGUGAUGUAUAUAUUGCAUCAUUUUCUGUUCUAUAUCCCCACAGAUGUUUGAAUGUUAA
Molecule: messenger RNA, 2874 nt
Organism: Acipenser ruthenus (sterlet)
Lineage: Eukaryota; Metazoa; Chordata; Actinopteri; Acipenseriformes; Acipenseridae
Exons: 2
Coding region: 18-998 (326 amino acids)
Molecular function (GO): nucleic acid binding
Source: RefSeq, a predicted model, not a curated record